Molecule: messenger RNA, 2734 nt
Organism: Raphanus sativus (radish)
Lineage: Eukaryota; Viridiplantae; Streptophyta; Magnoliopsida; Brassicales; Brassicaceae
Product: receptor-like protein 12
Molecular function (GO): protein binding
Source: RefSeq, a predicted model, not a curated record
AUCGAGUGAAGCAUACAACAUAACACUUUACUUACAGUUACAACACAAACAUAAACAUGAUGACUGGAAGCCAUUGUUAUUGCUUUUUUGGUAUCAUUUCCAUCUUUUUCGCCCUCAUAAUCCACACUCUUUCUUCUACUACACCACCCCACUUUUGCCUCCACCACCAGAGAGAGGCUCUUUUGGAAUUCAGAGAUGAGUUUCCCAUUGAUGAGUUUGAUCCUAAUCCGUGGAAUAAGAGCAGCCCUGAUUGCUGUUUAUGGAAGGGUGUCACGUGCGAUGAUAGGUCCGGUCAGGUGAUAUCACUCAACCUUGCUGAUACCUCUCUAAACGGCUCUUUCAAAACCAACAGCAGCCUUUUCAGACUCCAAUAUCUUCGUCACCUAAAACUUAGUUACUGUGACAUUCAAGGGGAGAUCCCUUCUUCACUAGGAAACCUUUCUCGUCUCACACUUAUUGACCUUUCUCAUAAUUUUCUGGUAGGUGAGAUUCCAGCUUCAAUAGGCAAUCUAAAGCGGCUAAGACAUGUUGAACUUGGGGCUAACACUCUCAUAGGAGCAAUCCCAAGUUCAUUAGGCAAACUGAACCAGCUUAGAUACCUUAGCCUUGCGGCAAACGAGCUCACAGGAGAUAUUCCUUCUUCACUAGGAAACCUUUCUAGCCUCUUAGAACUUAGGCUCUCGAUUAAUCAUUUGGUAGGUCAAGUUCCGGCUUCCAUUGGAAACCUUAACGAGCUACAAGCCAUAUCACUUAGCCAAAACAAUUUAAAUGGUACUAUUCCUAUUUCAUUCUCCAAUUUAACUAAGCUUUAUCAUAUUAGUCUCCGCUCUAAUAACUUCACAUCCACGCUCCCAUCUGACAUGAGUGUAUUCCAUAAUUUGGAGCAUUUUGAUGUUGCUGCAAACUCAUUUCUAGGGUCUUUUCCUAAAUCCUUGUUUACAAUUCCAUCAUUACAAGUUGUUUAUUUGGAUGAUAACCAAUUCAUAGGACCCAUAGAGUUUGUGAAUACAUCUUCUUCUUCUUCUUCUUCUUCAUCAUCUCCUAAGCUAGAAAUUCUAUCUCUUGCUAGUAACAAAUUCAUAGGCUUAGUCCCAGAAUCCAUAUCUAAAUUUCUCAACCUCGGAGAGAUAAAUCUUUCCGGAAACAAUUUCAAUGGACCAAUCCCUAGAUCUAUAUCAAAGUUAGCCAAUCUCCAAACUCUUAAUCUCGCCAACAACAACUUAAAAGGCCAAGUACCAGCUUACUUAUUGAGAGUGACAACGGUGACACUUUCUAACAACUUCUUCAGCAGCUAUGAAAACCCUUCAGAAGAAACACUUAUUGAAGCGUUGGAUCUGAAUUCAAACUCAUUCCAAGAACCAUUCCCUCGCUGGAUUUGCAAUACCAAAGGGCUGAGGUUCUUAGAUUUGUCCAACAAUCUCUUCAACGGCUCCAUUCCUCCAUGCUUGGAGGAUUCCAUUGCUUCUUUUAGUGACCUGAUUCUCCGCAACAACAGUUUCAGUGGACCUCUUCCAGAUAUAUUUGCCAGUGCUACAGAGUUAAGAUCACUAGACGUCAGCCGCAACCACCUCGAGGGAAGUCUUCCAAAGUCUUUGGUCAACUGCAAAGCUUUGCAACUUGUGAACAUGGAAAGCAACAGAAUCAAGGACGUGUUUCCAUCAUGGUUGGGAUCACUGCCGUCACUGCAUGUUCUCAUCCUCAGAUCAAAUGAGUUUCAUGGGACGUUGCAUGUGUUCAUUGGGUUUCGGAGUUUAAGAAUCAUCGAUAUUUCACGUAAUGACUUCACCGGAACCCUCCCACCUCACUGUUUCUCCAGCUGGCGUGGAAUGACCGUAUUGAGGGAAGAAGAUGACCCGUACAUGGCAGAUAUCAUCAACGAGUCUGUGUUUUAUCGUAACUCGAUGGUGAUUGGUGUUAAAGGAGUGGAGCUGAGCUUUGAGCGGAUCCAACAAGACUUCAGAGCCAUUGAUAUCUCUGGAAACAGAAUUCAUGGCAAGAUCCCUGAAUCUUUGUCUUUCUUGAAAGAGCUGCAUCUUCUCAACUUGUCAGGUAAUGUCUUCACAAGCCAUAUCCCACGGUCCUUGGCGAAUCUGACAAAGCUGGAGACACUAGACUUAUCGCGUAAUAAGCUGUCUGGUCAAAUCCCUCAAGAUCUUGGUCAACUCUCUUCUUUGUCAUACAUGAACUUCUCCAGUAACCUUCUCAAAGGUCUAGUGCCACGGGGCACACAGUUUCAAAGUCAAAACUGUUCUUCCUUCUCGGACAACGAUAGACUCUUCGGCCUGGAAGAAAUCUGUGGAAAAAUCCAAGUUUCGAAUCCUACAUCACAGCAACCUGAGCAACUGUCAGAGCCGGAGGAAGAACUGUUCAGCUGGACAGCAGCUGCAAUAGCCUACGGGCCUGGUGUGUUUUGUGGAUUGGUGAUCGGACAUAUCUUCACUUCAUACUAUCAUAAAAUUUGGUCCAAGAAAAACACCAUAAGUGGUCGUUAAUCUCAUCUGUUGCAGUUGCUCUAAGCAUUUGUAAUUUGUCUUGGCUGAUAGUACAUAUAAAUCCUGGCUGCACAGCGCAAUAAAAUGUCUUCUUUUCUUAAAUACAAAACUUACUAUAUCCAGUUCUGUUUAACUGGUGCGCAACUGCGUACAAACUAAUUUUUCUUCUUUUCACACUUCCCCCAACACUUCCUUUCACACACGUCAAUCAGACUGACAUUUACCCAUAAGUCCAUAACGAU